GAGCUGCUCCUCAUCAGCCUGCUGCAGCACCUGAAUGAGUCAGCCGUGACAUGGGGAGGUAUUUCCACAGUGAGGUCGACAUUAAGAGUCCGUGGCAUCAGGUGCUGGCGGCCUUCUGGCAGCGCUACCCAAACCCUUACAGUGCCCACGUCCUCACUGAGGACGUCCUGUACCGUGAGGUCACCCCCAACAACCACCUGUUGUCACGGCGACUGCUGACCAAGACCAACCGGCUGCCGGGCUGGGCGGAGCGCGUCUUCCCUGCUCACAUGGCCCGGGCCGUCUACGUCUUGGAGGACUCCAUCGUCGACCCGCAGACGCACACGCUCAUCACCAAGACCUGGAACCUGAACCACAACACGCUGAUGACGGUGGUGGAGCGCUGUUUGUUUGAGGAGGACCGCAGUCGGCCAUCUUGGACCAAACUGAGGAGGGAGGCCUGGAUCCUGUCUGCUGUCUACGGCCUGGCCCGACCCAUACAGGAGUUUGGACUCGCCAGGUUUAAAAGUAACCAAGCCAAAGCCAUGAAGGGGCUGGAGUACGCUCUGUCCAACAUGCAGACUGAGGCCCCGCCUCAUCUCCACGGCGUCCAGGGAGAGUCGUCAGAGAAGCACAAGCCCCUCCCACCACAGGCCACACCCACCUCCACCCAGAAGCCCAAGCAGUUUGUUUGAACUUCUUCUUCUGCUGUUAAAUAGAAAUCCUGCCUCCAUAGAUAAUCAGGUUAAUCAGUACGAAGGGGGCGGGGCAACAACUCCACCUCAGCCGUGAUUGGUUGCAUUGUGAUGUCAGUCUUCACAGGAAGAGUGCUGCUUUUUAAUUUGACUGAAAUGAUGAAUGAACUACAAUCAUUCCCAGAAUCCCUUGGGACUGAUUUACACUGUCGUCCUGAUUGUUAUUUUAAAUUCUUUUAUUUGAUUCAGUUUUUUUCCUUUUUCAGUUGAAUCUGUAGUUUUUAAUUUUUAGGCAGUUGAGGCUUCUGUAUUUAGAACGAUAUCUAGAAAUGUCUUUAUUAGGAAAUAAACUUAACAAUAUUCAGAAUUUCUUCUGCAGGAUUUCAGUUUUUCUAAUGUUAAAUAUUCUGACAUUUUAAAACAUUUGCAUUCAUUUCCUUUUACAGUCACUUUUUUAUUUUAAUAUUAACUUUUUUCACUAUGAAUUAUUUUAAUUUAUAAUAUAAAUUUAUAAUUAACUAUUUUGCUCUCACUUUGUCAUUUUGCAAAUGUUUCAC
Messenger RNA from Epinephelus moara (kelp grouper), 1231 nucleotides. Its product is annotated as PRELI domain-containing protein 1, mitochondrial-like. Gene Ontology annotation, molecular function: phosphatidic acid transfer activity. Lineage: Eukaryota; Metazoa; Chordata; Actinopteri; Perciformes; Serranidae. Gene Ontology annotation, biological process: phospholipid transport. Gene Ontology annotation, cellular component: mitochondrial intermembrane space. The record is from RefSeq and is a predicted model, not a curated record. The coding region runs from base 51 to 674 and encodes 207 amino acids. The transcript is spliced from 6 exons.